Cololabis saira (Pacific saury) is the source of this 2390-nucleotide messenger RNA. RefSeq names its product translin-associated factor X (gene tsnax). Gene Ontology annotation, molecular function: RNA endonuclease activity; RNA binding; sequence-specific DNA binding. The record is from RefSeq and is a predicted model, not a curated record. The transcript is spliced from 6 exons. The coding region runs from base 268 to 1119 and encodes 283 amino acids. Lineage: Eukaryota; Metazoa; Chordata; Actinopteri; Beloniformes; Belonidae. Gene Ontology annotation, cellular component: cytoplasm; nucleus.
AACAGCGCGUAAGUCCCGCGAUGAUCGUGGUCCGCACGAGUGCCUGUUAUUAAAGUCAUUUUAAAGGAUUCGCUUCAUUUUUACAUUAUAUUUUUGCGCGCAUAGAUAUAUUACUUUUUCGAGGGAGUGGAGCUGAUGUUUCCUAUAAUUUUGACCAUCCUAAACACGUGUAAUACAUUCUUCAGCACGACCGUCAGAUUUUAGGGCUAAAUUAUCAGCCUUUCUUCACAUUUUUCCUCGGGAAGUAAAUACUGCAAGACUCAAGUCAUGAGUAGGCAGGAAGGUGAAAGAUGUUUUCGGAAACAUACUGAUGCAGCACAGGAGCGUGAUUCCAGUGCCAGUCUGUCCUCACCUGUCAUUGUCGCCUUCAAAGUUUUCCAACAGGAGCUUGACACCAAGCACGACAAAUACGAGCGUCUUGUCAAGAUCAGUCGAGAUGUCACGAUAGAGAGCAAGAGGAUCAUUUUUCUUUUGCACAGAGUGACCAACGUUCCAGAUGUGGAGAGCGUUCUGAACGAAGCAGACGUGAGGCUGGACGGCGUGAGGCAGAAGAUCGGUCAGAUUGCUGAAGAGCUGCGGGGAGACGAUAUUUAUCAGUUUCACAGAGCUUUCACUCCAGGUAUACAGGAAUAUGUGGAGGCCGUUUCUUUCCAGCACUACAUCCGUCACCGCGGCCUCAUCAGCUUGGAGGAGAUCAACGCCAGGCUGGUGUUCAUGAGACCAGAGAAGGCGGAUCCAAAGGACACAGGUGAAGCUCCACCUCCGGGAACUCAGGUUCUGAGCUUCCACGUGACUCCAUCCGAUUACCUGCUGGGCAUAGCCGACCUGACGGGCGAGCUCAUGCGCAUGUGCAUCAGCAGCGUGGGCAACGGCGACAUGGACACGCCCUACCAGCUGAGCCAGUUCCUGCGCCAGAUCCACGACGGGUUCUCCUACAUCGGGAACACGGGCCCGUACGAGGUGUCCAAGAAGCUGCACACCCUUCGCCAGAGCCUGAGCAAAGUGGAGGACGCCUGCUACACCCUGCGAGUGCGCGGCUCUGAGAUCCCCAAGCACAUGCUGGCUGACGUCUUCUGCAGCAGAGCCGCCCUCCUGGACCCCGAGGAGGGAGUGGUUUAACCCCGCGCCACCGCUGCCACAGCUCUGUGUGCCGUCAUUGUCUUCUCAGUGUUCCUCUAACAUGAUGUUUGCAUUUUUAUUUGAUUUGAAAGAUGUUGUUUUUUUUUGACAUUUUCGGUAAUGUAGUGUUUUUCUUAUUCUCAAUAAUAGUGGUGUUACAAUAGACAAUGUUUUUGUUCUUCGAUAAUGAUCUGAUGACUUCAGUUGUUUCGCAUGAAUAAAGGUUCUGUGCCAAAUAUGCCAUGCUCUCCCAGACUUUAAGCUGCUUUGAUAGCGUGUGUUUAUUUUAUUUUCUCCCUGCCCUCCCCUCUCUAUCACACACAGAUAAUCUAAGGUGGAACCACUGGCUGCCUGCUCCAACCACACGGUGUGUAGUAGGAACAUGCAACCUUUGUACAUCGGAUGACACACACACAGACGCAAACAACCUUUUGCCUCCUCAUUCUACGCUCUUUAAACACUCCUCUCCACACCGCAGUGACGUAAAUUCAAAGUAAGGGGUCGGGGCAUGCAGGGGAUUAUUCCUGGAAGAAAGCUGAUAUCCUCCUGCUUUUUCCUCCUCACCUGAUGGUCUUCAUUUAAUGUUUGAGGAGUUGGGAAACAGCUCUCGUGUUUAUGGUUCGCCUGAAGUGGGGACUGUUUAACUUAGAGCCAUUAUAAUAGAUAUAUAUGUUUUGGGUUUAGGGUUAAACAAGUUAAAUUGUUAGGUUAAUUAGAAAGAGUUACCUUGAACCAACAUUUUCAAAGUUCUACCUCUUUAAGUUUCCUACUUCGUACACCUUCGUGAUUAAGAACAAAACAAAACAAAAAAACUUACGACAACUUUUUAUUUUGUGUGUAUUAUGAGGUUUUCUGUGAGAAAAUGAUGUUUGUCACUCACCAGAUUGAGAACCUUGAUAGACGUUGCUGUUCAUGUAAUGUAAGUCCGCCACCUGCUGGCCAAGUUUGGCACUACACUUGACCUCCCACAGCAGACCAUGAAAGGCUUCUCUGCAUUUUCUUGUGAUUUAGCAGAACAAAAUUAUUUUAAGGAAAGGAUUGUUAAGGAAAACUGAAGCAUAAAAAUUACCGACUGAAAAUGUUCUUUUUUUUAACGAAUCGAACAAAGGUUUAGACGCCAAAUGCUUUCAGGAAUAAUGUGGAGACUUUUCAGAGAAAACUUAAGCAAGAUUUAAAAAAAAUAAAAAAAACAACAACCCUUAAGUAAAUUAAUGUGAUUACUUUUUCUUUCAGACAUUUCCUGACAAAAACUGCAUAUACUGCAGGAUGUG